Messenger RNA from Camelina sativa (false flax), 1007 nucleotides. RefSeq lists its product as uncharacterized. Gene Ontology annotation, cellular component: plasma membrane. Lineage: Eukaryota; Viridiplantae; Streptophyta; Magnoliopsida; Brassicales; Brassicaceae. The record is from RefSeq and is a predicted model, not a curated record. Gene Ontology annotation, molecular function: kinase inhibitor activity.
GCAACAAGAUAAGCUCAAGAUUUUUAAUAAAAACGAGUGUUACUCCGUGAUCGGGUCGACCAUCGACACAAUUUAGACAAGAUCAUUUACAAAACACAAUCAUUUCACUUUGCCACGUGUAUUCAAACGAUGAGCUGGCAAGUUUGGUUUGGCUCCCUCCUCAAUACUUCCGUAAAUAUUUCGCCACGUGUCCUCCUCUCUAUUUAAACCGAAGUAUUCGACCACAUAAAUCAAACACAUCAAACAAAUGGUGAAUCAUCGGAAAACGACAGACACUGACGAGUCGCCGCCGGAAUUUGAGUUCGGAUCGUUGACUCCAUCUUCUCCGCCGCAAGACUCGUUCAAUGAGAAUUCUCCCGCUGAUCACCUCUUCUUCAACGGCCGUCUCUUGCCGCACGCUUUCCCUGCGGCGAGUAGUAUUUAUACAAAGCGGUCUAUCUCAUCCCGGAGCAAUAGCACGAACAGCAGGAGUACUUUUGGUAGUAAUAGCAGCUCAACUUCUCACUCUCCGCGAAUGAGUAGUGGCAAUGUCGGUAGCAACAACAACAAUAGUCCCAUUACUCAUAACAAGCCGUUGGAUAUAAAACCUCCGAACAAUAGAUGUGGCAAAACCGUAAAUUCGACGAGGAGGAAAGCUACGGAGAUUGUGACAGCGUCUCUGUACAGGUCGUAUUCAUCGCAGCGGUGGCAAUAUAUAACUCCGGUGCCGGUGAAAAUGAGUGGAGGGAUAAGGGUCGGUGGGCGGAAGAAGAAGGUGGUAAGGGUGAGAAAGAAGACGGAGGAGAGCAGGGGGAGUAGGGUGAUGAAGCUGUGGAGAAGAAUUUUAAUGGCGGCGAUUUUUGCUUGUAGAGAGUGUCAUGCAUUGGAAGGAGCUUGAGACUUUGUGAAAUGAUGAGUGGUGACGUGGUUGUAUAUGAAACAGAGAGGAUUGUUCAUUCAAUAGUAAAAAACUAUAUUGGCUUGUGGGUUUUUGGGUGUUUGGCGUUUCUUUAACUAAAAUAUUUGUC